GGCGGGCGGGGCGUGGCCCCCCGGCAGUCCGCCGCCGUCCCGGCGUGCCCCGCGCGCGGCGCUGGCUGGGGCCGCUCUGGCGCGGCUGUCUCACCGUGCCUGCUGCGAGCGCCGGAGGUCGCGGCGCGGCGGGGAAGAUGGCGGCGGAGGCGGCGGAUUCGUGGGACGCCGACAGCUUCGAGGUGGUGGAGCCGGUGGCGAAGCGGCUGGUGCCGGGAGUAGCCGGAGACCGCUGGGCCGGCGAGGAUGAGGAGGACGACGUGAAGGAUAACUGGGAUGAUGAGGAGGAAGAGGAAGAAGUAAAGGAGACAGAGAUAAAACAAGAACCAAAGGUUUCAGAAAAAAAGAAAAUAGCAGAAAAAAUUAAAGAAAAAGAAAAGCUACAGAAGAAGAAGCAAGAGGAGCUUAAAAAAAGGUUAGAUGCACCAGAGGAACAUAAAGAACUUACACCAGAAGAACAGUUAGCAGACAAACUACGACUAAAGAAAUUACAAGAGGAGUCAGACCUUGAGUUAGCAAAAGAAACUUUUGGUGUAAAUAACGCUUGUGGAAUAGAUGCCAUGAAUCCCUCUUCAAAAGACGACUUUACGGAAUUUGGCAAACUACUAAAAGAGAAAAUCACACAGUAUGAAAAAUCGUUACAUUAUGCCAGUUUUUUGGAAGCGUUAGUUCGAGACGUAUGUAUUUCAUUGGAAGUUGAUGAUCUGAAAAAGAUCACGAAUACUUUGACAGUACUAUGCAGUGAAAAACAAAAACAAGAAAAGCAGAAUAAAGCCAAAAAGAAGAAAAAAGGUGUUGUGCCCGGUGGUGGUUUAAAGGCUACUAUGAAAGAUGACCUGGCUGAUUACGGAGGAUACGAUGGAGAAUACGUACAAGACUUUGAAGACUUCAUGUGACAUUAAUCUCCCCUUCUGUUGUCUUUCUGUUGCCCACAAUCCCUUAAACAUGUAGCACAACUUUUCUUCCUUUAAAUUCUGCCAAAUGCUACAAUCAGAACUGCAGUAUCUCUGUGCUGGUGGUUGAGCUCUGGACAGGUCUGUGCUCAUGCACUGGGCAUCCAGGGGGGGUUACAAUAAGGACACUUAAAACCUCUGCAAAUUGGAGUUCAACCCCCCAAAAUUCUGAUAAUGGUAACUGUUGCUAUUUUAUAGUAACAGCAAGUAAAUUGGAAAUUAAUUCCAACAGACAAAAAGUAUUAUAACCAGCACAGCUCAGCGAUACGGCCUUAACUGUACCUCCAGGGUGACUUGUUUGGUGACAGCAGCAGUUUGCAGCAAGGCGUGGUGUGCACUUAGUAUUACAAUUGCUUUGUCUUGAGUUAGAGCUUGAGGUUUUCAGUAUAUUGUGCAGGGAACUGCCGGCUUCAGCGGGAGGACACGCAGCAGCCGAGAGCCCCACUGCAAACACCAGGUGGGUCAGGGCACGGGGAGAUGCUUUGAAAAACACAACUUGUGUCUUGAGUAUGAAGUUUAGUUUCCAUUGAUCUAAAUUUCUACUAAUGCAGCUGUAUGGGUUGGGUAUUCUUUAACAGUUAAUUGCCUGGUUUAAGUGUAAGAAAACAAAACUUCCUUUUGGUCUUUUAUGGGUUGUGGGAGAUCUUUCACAACUCAGUCAUUUUCCUUCAUUUUAAAACAAAAACUUGCUUAGCAAACUGCAACAGUUACAGUUGGGCAAAUUGUUAUGUUAACAACUAUGACAUCUGCAAUGUUUUAUAAAGCAACUAAUUUAAUAAAAAUCACUAUUGAGGACUUCA
Molecule: messenger RNA, 1753 nt
Organism: Columba livia (rock pigeon)
Lineage: Eukaryota; Metazoa; Chordata; Aves; Columbiformes; Columbidae
Gene: EIF3J
Product: eukaryotic translation initiation factor 3 subunit J
Exons: 8
Coding region: 138-896 (252 amino acids)
Cellular component (GO): eukaryotic translation initiation factor 3 complex; cytoplasm
Molecular function (GO): translation initiation factor activity
Source: RefSeq, a predicted model, not a curated record